AUGCCGGCGGCCGCGGAGCGAAGAGGGAAUACCGGCACGAACACCAAUGGAGAGGCCGUGGCGAAAUCUCCCGAACUAGACCAGGUGUGCAACGCACUCCUCCCUUUCGAUGUCCAGCGGGAGGACGAAUGGACCGGCGCGAACAAGAGGGCCACGGGCGGCGCUGAACGCAGGGCAGCCGCCAAGCUCGAGGGCAAGAGGCUCUACGAGAUGAACCGGGCGAAGAAAAGAAGAGGAAGACGAAGGAAACUGAUCGGACGCGAGACGUGGCGGAAUGAGUGCAGGGAGUCAUCCAAGCAUUCCUGUUCGAGAUCAUACCGCUACUUCACCAGGCACCAUAUACCGGGCAGAAGGGGGCCACACAGGAGUGGGUAAACACCAGGGCUUUUUUCUUCUUUUUGUUCUUUUCAUGCCCCACCUUCCUCCUGCGGUGCGUGCUGAAUUUUAUUUUUAUCGCGAGAAGGGUCCAGCCGUCCCUUUCCCUCGUCAACGGUGCUAACGUCGAAGUUUGGUACUUACGAGAGCUUUUUAGCUAUAUUUCGCUUUCACCCGCACAUUUCGUAAAAUUUUCACCCCAUGGAGAUUCG
Molecule: messenger RNA, 587 nt
Organism: Ectocarpus sp. CCAP 1310/34
Lineage: Eukaryota; Phaeophyceae; Ectocarpales; Ectocarpaceae
Source: the annotation of a GenBank genome assembly